AUGCAAGGAACAUACUAAGCACCUCCUCCUCCAUAUACUACUCAGCCAUACACUCAGUAAUAUACUUAGUAAUAUCCCUAGUAAUAUCCCUAGGCAAUGCAGUAAACAGUAAUUCAUCAAGUUGUUUACAACCCUUAGUAACCUCCUCCUCCUAAUAUGCAAUACGUUUAUGCUUAGCCCUCUCUUGUUUCAGUCCCUUCUAACUAACCUAUGUUGAUGAAUCAAAUUUCCUUACCUACUGACCCAAACAACAUAUAAUUAAUCCAUAUGUAAAGUAAUUUGAUAGACUUAAAUGAACAGAAGAGAAAACAAUAAGAAGAAAAGGAAGAAAAAGAAGAUAUAGAACUUCUAAUUAAAUGUUAACUUCUUCAUUCAAGUUUUUAAACUUCUAAAACCUACUUAUUUUUCAUGGGUUUGAAGGUUUUUAUGCAAUUUAUGUUUCUCUUAUACAUAAUAGUAAGUCUGAUAUUUUACCUUUUAAGACCUAAAUAUGAGCUUCAAAAAAUAGGCAACAAAAAUUACUUUAGAGCAACCUCUUCUCCAGUUUCUAAGUCUAAUUUUGAAUGCACGCCAGCUCAGGAUCCUGAUGUUUUAAAAGUUAUUAACUACGCAGAUACCUGGGUCGUUAUUUGUGCAGCAUUAAUAAUAGCAUAUAAAAUAUUUUACAUCUACAUGUCUACUAAAUACUUUAAGUCAAUUUUUAAGUAAAAGUAUAUUAUUAAUACACAAAAAUUUGAUGUGUCUUAUGUGGAUUACAUUAAUCUAUUUUUUGAUUAUACUUUUGUCAUUUCUCUUUCUCCUCUGACGGCUGUUGUAUAUGAAGAUUGUGCAAAUUUGAGAUAUGGGAUCUAUAUAUUCGGUGCUGCUCCAAUUUAUGCAGCAGGAGUUGUCUUUUCUCUCUUUAACUUUAUAUGCCUAACUAUUAUGAUCGAAGCAUGCAAAGCUAAAUCCUUUGAUAAGUUAAUGGCAUAUCCAUUUCUUAUACUCGUAACUCUCCCUGCUAUUGUAAUAAUAAUAUUUCUAGCUUGCGGUGUGGAAAUCUUAAAAUAAAAGGUCACUUAUUACAAAGAAACAACAACCUACAGUGAUGGAUCCUAAACAGUAGAACAUAAAGAUGAUGAUGCAAGAUGGAUAAUCAUAUUCCCUAUUCUAUGCAUAGUAGCUGUUUUAGUAUUCUUCUGUGUAAUGAUUAUUAUUUCUUUUGCUCUAUUACUCGUCUACUGCCACCCAGCUAUGAUAAUUUACUAUGUCCUUACUAUCUUAUUGUCAAUCGGUUUCUUAAUAGUAAACAGGAGGGGUACUGACUACAGAUUACAGCUUUUUUGCUUGCUUAUAAUUGAUUACUUUAGAUAGACUAAACCUAAAUUACUCCAAAUGGCCUACAAUUAUGAAUUUAAUGAGUAAAACGUUAAAAAUCAUGGCAUUUUCUAGUAGUUACAAUAGUAAUCAAGAAUAUUUUUUAAUUCACCUAGUUUAGUCUUCUAUAAAUACAAUAUAAGAUAAACGUGCAAGCUUUACAACUAAUACAAAGAAAUCUAUGCAGAUCUAUUAGAGGAAUUCAGCAAAGACCCUAUUGAUAAAAAAGAGGAACCUAAAUUAGAACAUGCAAAAGGUGAAUAAGAUUAAAUUAAAGGAACUAUAAAUGGAAAUGAAGGAGUUUAAACAAAUCAUCUUGAUCUCGAAAAGGGUCAAACUGGAAACAUCUAGCUUGAAACUAACCAACCUUUUAAUAAUGAAAAUUAAAUAUAAGAAAAUGGUCAAACUGUAAAUGUAUAAGUAGAAGAUCUCCAACCUGUUGUUGGCGCAAAUUAAAUUGAAGAUGCUGAAAAUAACGAAAAGCAAUCAGAAAAUCUAAAUUUAAGCCAAUUAUCUGUAAAUAAAAAUAAGCAUGAGCAUGAACCCAACAACCGUAGAGCUAGAAGUGCAUUUGAUGAUUGA
Messenger RNA from Tetrahymena thermophila SB210, 1938 nucleotides. Its product is annotated as transmembrane protein, putative. The record is from RefSeq and is a predicted model, not a curated record. The transcript has a single exon. NCBI's taxonomy places the organism in Eukaryota, Ciliophora, Oligohymenophorea, Hymenostomatida, Tetrahymenidae.